AUGGGCGAGAUCUCAUCGGUGGCUGCGGCGAGAUGCCACCGCUUCACGCUCUACCACGGCACAUUCAUCCAGCUCCCGCGCGAGCCGACCGCCCCGGCGACCUCGACGACCGCCCCGGCAUACGAUCUGCUCGUCAACGACGGCGCUGUCUGGGUCGAUAACUCGGAUGGGCGCAUUGCCGGGUGUGACUGGGCGGUCAGGGGCCGGAGAGAGCUGGACGAGCUGGCCGCGCGCAUGGGAUGGAGGCUGGCCUUCGACGACAGCGAGGUGGAUGGCUCUGGAGAGACAGUGGUAGUCAGAGUGAUACAGUCCAGGGCAGACAGGAACGGCUUCUUCUUCCCUGGCUUCAUCGACACGCAUAUUCAUGCACCUCAAUACCCAAAUUCCGGAAUCUUCGGAUCAACGACUCUGCUUGACUGGCUGAGCAAGUACACAUUCCCGAUGGAGGCGUCGUUUGGCGACAAGAACGCUCCCGAUACGCCUACCACAAGAGCCCAUACAGUUUACAACGCCGUCGUGGCCCGGACGCUGUCCCACGGCACCACGACGGCCGCAUACUACGCAACCAUCCACGUCCCUGCCACCAACCUGCUGGCCACCAUCUGCCAUUCCAGGGGCCAGCGAGCGUUCAUUGGCCGAGUAUGCAUGGAUAAUCCCGACACCUGUCCUGACUUCUACCGGGACGAAUCGACAGCUGCCAUGGUGGACGCAACCAAGCAGUCAAUGGCCUACAUCCACCGUCUGGACCCGUCAGGCACGCUGGUCAAGCCCAUCAUCACUCCUCGGUUUGCCAUCUCCUGCACCGCCAAGGCACUCGCUCGGCUAGGUGACCUUGCUGCCUCUACCGACCCGCCAACCCACGUACAGACUCACAUAUGUGAAAACGAAGACGAGAUCCAGGCCGUCAGGAUUCUGUUCCCGGGCUGCUCGACGUACGCAGAGGUAUACGACCAGGCGAAGCUCAUCACCCGUCGCACCGUCCUCGCGCAUGGAGUACACCUGCUCGAGUCUGAACGAGCGCUUAUCCGCAAGAGGUCGGCAGGGAUAUCCCACUGUCCGGCAUCAAACACCUCCCUAAGCUCUGGCAUGUGUCCCGUCCGCGUCCUGCUCGACGACGGCAUCAACGUCGGUCUGGGUACAGAUGUCAGCGGAGGGUACAGCCCAAGCAUCCUCGAGACAGCCAGACAGGCCUCCCUCGUUUCUAGGCUGGUAGCAUGUCACUGUGGGAAGGACGAUGGGCGCCGCAACAAGCUCAGUGUCGAGGAGUCGCUGUAUUUAGCCACCAGGGGCGGAGCCAAGGUGUUGAACAUGCAGGACGAAGUUGGUGGGUUCGAAAGGGGGAUGUUCUGGGAUGCGCAGAUGAUUGAACUUGGACCUAGCAUCGAAAGUGACCCGAACAGGAUUGCUGUUCCGGAGAUGUUGGAUUUGCAACAUGCCAGCAGAGUGUGCGUGUAUGGAUGGGAGAGCUGGGACGAGCGAAUUGCCAAGUGGAUGUGGACGGGCGAUGACAGGAAUGUCAAGGCCGUCUGGGUUGGUGGAAGGCUGGUCCAUGGAAGCACAUAA
Molecule: messenger RNA, 1563 nt
Organism: Nannizzia gypsea CBS 118893
Lineage: Eukaryota; Fungi; Ascomycota; Eurotiomycetes; Onygenales; Arthrodermataceae
Product: guanine deaminase
Exons: 2
Coding region: 1-1563 (520 amino acids)
Biological process (GO): guanine metabolic process
Cellular component (GO): cytosol
Molecular function (GO): zinc ion binding; guanine deaminase activity
Source: RefSeq, a predicted model, not a curated record